AUGACUAUCAACGAAGUGAAUAAUCUCACCAACUAUGUGGCAUACUUGGAGCCCAACAGCGGCCCCCGAAUCGGCCAUCUUGACUUUGAGACCUCGACUAUCACCCCACUUUCCUUUAAGUCGGGUACUCCAUUGACAGAUCUUUAUCAAGUGAUCACAGUUGUGUCAAGCACCUCCCCCCCGAUUUCAGGUCGGGACGUGCUCGCUGUUGGGAAGAACUAUGUCGAACAUGCUCGUGAGUUCAACUCCUCUGGAUACGAUGCUAGUGAUAAGACCGACCAGCCGACACACCCCGUGAUUUUCACCAAGCGUGCCACUUCUAUCAUUGGCCCCGAAGACCCUAUCCUGCUGCAUUCAAACUUCACCAGCACGCCCGACUACGAGGGUGAGAUUGGCGUAAUUAUUGGCAAGUCGGGGUUCCAAAUUUCGGAGCAGAACGCCUUGGAGCAUGUUUGGGGUUAUACCAUCGUGAAUGAUAUGACUGCACGCGAGCGGCAGCGCGACCACAAGCAAUUCUUCCUCGGAAAAUCCCCCGAUACUUUCUGUCCAAUUGGGCCAGUUGCUGUCCCUAAGGAAAGCCUUCCAGAGAACCUAAAAAUCCAGACCUUUGUCAACCAAGAAAAGCGCCAGGAAGCCACUCUAAGCGAUCUCAUCUUCAGCAUUCCUACCCUUAUUGCAACUAUUAGCGCUGGUCAGACUUUGCAAGCCGGUGACGUUAUUGCCACCGGUACCCCUGCAGGUGUUGGCUUCGGCUUCAGGCCUAUGAAGUUCUUGCAGACCGGAGAUGAAAUUAGCGUCUCCGUGACAGGACUAGGAACCCUGACAAAUCGCAUUGCUGCUUCUGAUGCCGUCAACAAUACCUUCGAGCGCGCGGAGUCUCACAUUCCCAUCGCUAAUCAAAAGGCGCCAGCCAAUGAGGGAUUGACAGAGAUCAAUGGCAAGAAUCUCUUUUAUCAACGACUGGGUGUUGAGACAGGUCCUCCAGUCUUCUUUAUUCAUGGCCUGGGAGGCUCAACAAGUUACUUCCACCCCCUCGUGGCGAAGCUUCAGUCGACACAUUCUUUGCAUCUUCUAGAUCUAGAAGGACAUGGCCUUUCUCCAACAUCUGCAAUCAGUACCCUUUCUAUCGCCUCUUUUGCGGAUGACUUCUACCAGCUUUCCAAACUUGCUGGGGUGAGCGAAGGGGUUACCGUGAUUGCCCACUCGAUGGGCUCUCUCGUUGCUCUCAAGCUUGCCUUAACUCAUCCAAAGCUUGUGUCCAAGCUUAUCUUGAUGGGCCCGCCCCCUAUCCCACUUCCGGAAGCAGGAAUCCAAGGAUCUUAUACCCGGGCUGCUCUUGUUCGAAAGCAGGGAAUGCUGGCGGUUGUGGAUGUGAUCGCACAAGCUGGAACGUCUGCCUUUGUUCAAAAAAACAACUUGUUAGCUGUUGCUGCAGUGCGCACUUCUCUUUUGAGUCAAGACGCCGAAGGAUAUGCUAAAGCGUGUGCGGCGCUUGCUGGAUCUGGAACCGAGGAAUUGGAAAUUACAAGCCUGCGCAUUCCAGUGUCUUUCGUGACAGGUGAAGAGGAUAAAGUCAGUCCUCCAGCACUCUGUCAGAGAUAUUCUCAGGCAACAGGUGGCGGAGAUGUUCAGGUGCUCAAGAAUGUGGGGCAUUGGCAUCUGUUUGAAGAUUUAGAUCAAACUGUCAAGGCGGUUCUGGCGCAGAUUUAA
Penicillium angulare is the source of this 1710-nucleotide messenger RNA. RefSeq names its product bifunctional fumarylacetoacetate hydrolase/alpha/beta hydrolase family protein. NCBI's taxonomy places the organism in Eukaryota, Fungi, Ascomycota, Eurotiomycetes, Eurotiales, Aspergillaceae. The record is from RefSeq and is a predicted model, not a curated record. Gene Ontology annotation, molecular function: acetylpyruvate hydrolase activity. The transcript has 2 exons. Bases 1 to 1710 code for a protein of 569 amino acids.